GAGGCAGCAGCAGCGUCGUAGUAGAAUGCAGUGCUGCUGAGAGAGAAGGAGGCGAUAGACUGAAACAGAGAGGGAGGGAGAGAGGGAGGGAGCACAGCCGGCGGAAUAUUUCUUCCCCCAGAAAACAGAGGAGACCGGUCGUCCUCUCCUCUCCUCUCCUCUCCGGACAUGUGCACCCAGCAGCAGAAGCAGCAGCAGCAAUAGUAGCAGCGGCGGCGGCUGUGGCGGUGCUGGCGGCGACGGCGCGGCGUAGCCUACUACGUGUUUUAGGCUUCUUUUGUCUUUAAUUCCCCCUUUUUUGUGUGCUUCGGUAAUGAGCUUGCUGGGGGCCUACAAGAAAAAGACCAGUUACGAUGGCUAUGAAUCUUUGCAGUUGGUCGAUAGCGGCGGAGACAGCUUCAGUGUCGGCAGAGGGAGCAGCAGCAGCGGCAGCGCCACACUCGCAGGCUCCAUAGCGGCCACCCUUGGACCGAAGGCAGGCCCGCUGAGAGAGGAGGACUGCAGCACCAUGGACAGCUCAGAUAUGGAUGCCAAUUAUGGCGGAGGGUUGUUGGAUAUGGUGAAGGGAGGAGCCGGGAAGUUCUUCAGCAACUUCAAGGACAACUUAAAGGACACGCUGAAAGACACCUCCACCAAGGUCAUGCAUCAGGUUGCCACGUACACUAAAGGGGAGCUGGACAUCGCCUACAUCACAUCACGGAUCAUAGUCAUGACCUACCCGGCGGAGUCAGUGCAGAUUGGCUACCAGAAUCACAUAGAGGACAUUCGCUCCUUCCUUGACAGCCGCCAUGCCGACCACUACACUGUCUUCAAUCUGUCACAGCGCAACUACCGCGGCGCCAAAUUCUCCAACAGGGUUUCAGAAUGCAAUUGGCCUUCCCGCCAGGCUCCCAGCCUCCACAACCUGUUCGCUGUGUGUAAGAACAUGCACAACUGGCUCAAACAGAAUCCCAAGAAUGUGUGUGUCAUCACCUGCUCGGAUGGUCGUGCUCCCUCGGGUGUUUUGGUUUGUGCCAUGUUCUGCUUCUGCCACCUCUUCAACAACCCGGUUCCUGCCAUGCAGCUGCUCAGCGCCAAGAGACCAGGUUCCGGCCUCUGGCCUUCACAUCGCAGGUACAUAGGCUAUGUGUGUAGCAUGGUAUCUGAGAAGCCCAGUCUACCCCACUCCAAACCCUUGAUGAUCAAGGGUCUCACCAUGAGUCCGGUCCCCUGCUUCAACAAGCAGCGCAGCGGCUGUCGGCCCUUCUGCGACGUCCUCAUCGGGGAGACAAAGAUCUUCACCACUGCACAGGAGUAUGAAAGGAUGAGAGAGCACAGGGUCCAAGAGGGGAAGGUAGCGUUCUCCCUGGGUGUGAGUGUGCAAGGAGACGUGGUCGUUUCAGUCUACCACAUGAGGUCGACCAUCGGAGGACGUCUGCAGGCCAAGGUGUCCAACACUCAGAUCUUUCAGAUCCAGUUCCAUACUGGCUUCAUUGCUCCUGGCACCACCAUGUUAAAGUUUAACAAACCAGAGCUGGAUGCUUGUGACUCUCCCGAGAAGUAUCCCCAGCUCUUUCAUGUGGUACUGGACAUUGAGGUGGAGGGGGUGGACAAGCAAAAAGACCUGACGCCCCCGUGGGAGCAGUUCCCCUGUAAAGACCUCAGUCCCAAUGUUCUCUUCUCCUGCCACCAGGAGCAUCAGGACGCGCUGGCUAUUGCUGAGCCAAGCCGGCCCCAUGGAGGUCCAGAUGGUCGGGGCCACGGCGAGGAGAGCGAGCCCUCAGAUGAUGAGAUGCUCUCUCUCUCCAGCCAGCGAAGCAACGCCAGCGCGGCCCCCCAGAAGCCCGACCCCCCUGCUCCGAUGGCCGACGCCCCUGCGCCCGCUGAGGAAGUGGAUCUUCUUGGCCUCGAUGGGGAGGCGAUCAGCCGUCCCUCACCUCAGCCCCCGUCUGCUGCUGCCACAACCACUGACCUCCUAGGGGACUUGUUCGGGGGCCCACCUCAGCCAACAAGUGGGGCGUCAUCUGCCCAGUCCACACCACAUAAAGUAGUCCCAAACACUGCCUCACCAUGUCCCUCUCCUGCGCCAACAGUGUUUGAUCCCUUUGGGACCGGUCCCAUGCCCAAGCCUCAGGACGUGAUGGGCUCAUUCCUUGGACCAGGUAACGUGGGGCAGCCAGACCCUUUCCUGCAUGCUGCUCGCUCUCCAUCACCCACACUGCAGCCUACAAGCUUGGGCCGGAGUUCCCCUGUGCCGCCCACCACCCCAACCGUCAACAUUCAGCAGCAAAACGCAAAGGGGGGAUGGGACUGGAACAGACCUGCUACUACAAGUACAGGAGGAGGCCUUGGUAUGGGUAGUCGGUCAGCUACUACUAGCCCCACAGGCUCGGUCCACAGCACCCCCACCCACCAAACCAAGCCAAACACCCUGGACCCAUUUGCUGAUAUAGGCAACCUCGGGGGAAGCCUUGGAGGUUCUGGCUUCUCCAGCAAACCCACCACUCCUACUGGAACUGGCCCCACCCUCCCCCCCAUGGGCUCCCCAUCGCGACCUCCUCCAUCUCCCCAGCACGGAGAAGGGUGGCAGCCCCACACAGGAGCAGGCUUUCCCUCGUGGCAACCAGGUGCUGGAGGCGGUGGAGGAUGGCAACCCCAAGGACAGGGCCCUACCCCGCAGCCAAAGCCCAGCCCCAGCCACACCGCCAUGCCUCACACAUCGCCCCAGAACCGACCCAACUACAAUGUCAGCUUCUCUGCGAUGGGAGGGGGCUCGCCCAGCGCAGGGGGCAAAGCACAGGCUAGCAUGGGUUCUAAGCCCAAAGCCACGCACGCCAACUUUGAUGACCUGCUGUCUGGUCAGGGCUUUGCAGGGACCAAAGAGAGGAAGGGGCCCAGGACUAUAGCAGAGAUGAGGAAAGAGGAAAUGGCCAAAGAGAUGGACCCUGAGAAAAUAAAGAUUCUGGACUGGAUCGAGGGGAAGGAGCGUAACAUCCGUGCUCUGCUGUCCACCAUGCAUACUGUGCUGUGGGAGGGAGAGACGCGCUGGAAGCCUGUGGGCAUGGCUGACCUGGUUACUCCAGAACAGGUCAAGAAGGUCUACCGCAAAGCUGUUCUGGUUGUCCACCCAGAUAAGGCAACAGGACAGCCCUAUGAACAAUAUGCCAAGAUGAUUUUCAUGGAACUCAAUGACGCCUGGUCAGAAUUUGAAAGCCAAGGACAAAAACCGCUCUACUGAAUGAAUAGUGAGAGGAAGUGAGCGAGGAGAGGACGCUCCUCCUGAUUCUGUCAUCUAAUCCUAAAAAAUGUGUCACCACUUCCGGUUAACAUACUCCAGCUGCACCCUAUGACAUCUGCCUUUAUACCUGUGCUUCGACCCGUACUUCUCUUCUCGCCACACACAAACACAGAACAUCCAGUUGAUCUGCAAAGAUGGCAAAAGAACAACAGCGACUAACAGUGCGACUGAACAAAAGACUCCCCGUAGCUCAAAUGUACCGUAUGUAUGUGGUGCAACAAUGUCCUUCCUUGUUGAGUGUCCUUAGCCCUGAUACCAACCCACCAAUCAAAGCAGAGUCACCGGGACGUCUAGAGUAACAAAAGAAACGCUUGAUUCAGAGGAGACGGGUCAAAAGAGACGGCGGAGACACGAGAUAAGAGAAAAACACAUCAGGGAGUGAACUGAACAAGCAUUUUAACAGACUGCUCUAAAUAAAGGAAUCAGGGCGCCAGAUAGUCUGUAAGGCACAAGUAAGCAUUUAACAAGCAAUCAAGCCAUUUUACCCACAAAACAUCCUGUUGUACUUUGUGUGAGAAUUGGAUCCAGGAUCAGUUUGGUCAUAUCAAAUCCACAGUUUUUCAUGCAGUUGAAUGUCCUUAGAAGUAUGGGAAAGAGCAGCAGCAUCAAGUUACUGUAUGUUUUUCACUGACAAACCUGUCUUCUGAUCAAAACAGGCUGUUUGGAGGGACGAAUUAACGACCUAUCUAAUUUAGAAAAUGUUAUGUAAGUGCAAAGAGGAUGAAAGCAACUGCUAUUACAGCUUUUGAAAAAGAUUGUGAUUACUGGUUGGCGCCCUUCUCCAUUAGCCUUAUUUAUUUAGCCUGCUGAGGAUAACUGAAAAUGAAAAUUAUGGGGCUCCACACUAGAAACACAGGUCAGAGGGCGGCUACAGUUUCACUCCCCGACUUCAGUUUUCAUAUGACAGAUUAACAAAAAGGUGUUGCACUCAUUGGUGUGUCUGAUGUAAUCAAGCCUUGAGUGUUUCCAAGCUUGUGGGGAACUGAGGAUUGUAUACUGUAUUUUACGAUUAGCACAUGUACAGUUCCAUACAUGAAGCACCUCGAGGCCUCAUGCACAUUCACUCAUACAAUAGCAUGUAUUUUUGCAAGGGAGCUCCGCGAAAGCACAAACUUCACUCGGUGCAGCUUUGAAAGGAAAGCCAUUGUUGUUAUUUAUUUAUUUGCUCAUUUUUGUUUAUCUGCUUCUUUUUUUUUGUUUUGUGUGUGAGUGUGUGUCAAACCUGCUGCGUUAUUUAUGGUUUAAAAGAACUGCACGUGUCAUCUGCUAAUGUAUGUGAAGGACAUGUUUGGGAUUUUUGGGCCAUUAUGUUUAACUCAUUAACAGGCUGACAUGCUAGCAAAAUACGGGAAUCAUUUGUAAGACUAUGUCACUUUUUCUGUGUGUGUGUAACAUUAUUUUUUCCAAACUACAGAAGUGGCAGUCAGGUGCUCAAACACUGCAGUGCUGCUCAUCUGACAUUUCUGUUUGCCCCACAAACUCCGUACAAUGCAGAGAGAGUGGUGGGUUGAUUUUACAGGAGUGGAACAUGUUUUUAGAAGAUGAUAUUAAUGAACUUCACUGUAUCUCACUUUUUCAUACCUCAAAUUCCUAAAUUCCACUCAGAUCCCACAUAUAUCUGCUGUCAGUACAACACUGUUAUCAGAACAUUUUCAGUGAUUGCAACAUGUUUUAAGCGGAGACACCCCGGGUGAAUACGGUAAAAUUUUUAUUAACUAACAGAUACCAUGCCAGUUGAUAACUUACAGUAAAACCAUUAUUUUUUUACAAGUUUUUUUUAGAUGUGCUGAUUUGCGUGCAUUUCCAAAACAAAAAUGUGAACAUUGCAUAAACAGAGGGAAUUUGGGAUGUAUCCUUUAUCACUCCAUAAAUCAGAAAACACUGUCAGCAGCCAUAAAAAACAUUUUUGCCAUGUUUUUUAAGAAAUACAAUGCUAUAUAAAUCAGGCUAUGAAUAAUAUAUGAACAAACCCCUCUAUAAAAACAUUAAGAAUAUAGACAGGAAUACAUCUGAGAAGUCUGGUGUAUGUAAGUGUUACUGAAGUUGAGAUUUCUGGCUCAGAAUUUGAGCAAAAACUUUUGAGGAAACAGUCUUUAAAGAUAAAUAUUGUAAAAUACCAUAUAAUUAUAGACCAAAUUAAGACACUAGGGGAAAAAAAUGAAACUCCCAAGUUGAAUACAUACACACAUAAAAAAAUUAAUGUUUGUAUUGCAAGUUUUUUUUAAGUUUAAUGUUUAAAUACGCAAAUGACACAAUUUAAUUUUGCUGAUGUACAUUCGCUUUUUGCAUAAAUUUCCAGAAUAGAAAUCUGGACUGAAAUAAAUACCUGAAAGUGUAUUUGUAUUUUUUUCCCCCCACUAGUCUGACAAAUCGCAUUAUAGAUGCAAAACAGCCCAAAAUCUCAAAAUUGGCCACUGCAUUAAAAAAAUCUGUUUUCACCUGGGGUGUCUUGUCAUUACUUUAUGUCAUUUGUUUACACGUAUGACAUUUCUGUCACGGCACUGACACUUUGAUUUAUAAUUAUCACGCAGCUUUAUGUCUGAAUGAGUCAAAUUAACACUUACAUAUCAACAGCAAGGUAAAACACACAUGACUGUCGAUGUAAUGUUCUCUACGUAUAAUUUCACUAAUAUUUCGACUGAUGUGAUUGUUUCUCUGAAUGAUGGGACUCUGGACAUCGUCUCCUUGUGUGAGAAGUAUUUCACAUGGUCGUGGGAUGAAGUCCAUGGGCCAAUGACAAACAUAUGCAAAAACAGCAAUUAUACUAAAUGGAAACUGAAGCAGUUCUCGUUAUUUUCAAAGGUGUGAGGUUUUAACAAGACCCAAAUAUGAUUGACCCAUAAUAUCCUCCUAACUGCAGAGCUCUACUGUAACUCCUAUUAGAGCUAUUUUAUUCUGUUGCCUUUAAACGUUCUUGAACUCAUCUUAACAGCAUUACAGUUUUUAUGCUCUCUGUUUUGGAGAUGUAGAUGAAGGACUAGAUCAUUUAUUUGGUUGUAUUUAAUCCUUGUUAACCAUCAUAAUGUUUCUUCCUCUUUGUUAGACUCCAUUAUCACAGGAUUCCCGGUUUGUUGAUCCGUCUUGAGGAUGUUGACUGAAUAAUGAAAAAAAGAAUAUGACUGCUAUAAAGCGCUGUUUCUUCAUCUGGGUUUGGGCCCCAGAGUUGAUCAUAUACAGAGACUGGUGACUGUAAUGGGUCCCUGAACAAGACACUGGGUCUCCGACUGAAAACGCUGGACUCUGGUUAAUAAGAGGCUACUGCUUUCUUUGGUGACCUUUUAGACACAGGAAGUGUGUAGUGUGUGCUUCUGUGCUCUAUUUACACCAAGGACCUACAUGUGAAAUAACCCUCAUAAGCUCCCUCGCUGACUGGAUUCUCUAUCUGCAAUCUUGUGGCUAUGUUAAAAAGCUAACCUCUAUAUUGUAGUCAAUGGAUGUGUGUUGUUUGAAGUUGUGGUCUGUAUGGAAGUGAUCAGAUUUGGAUACAGACUGCUGUACGUUAUGUGUUUGCCUGUCUGCUGUUCAAGUAUUACUAAGCUGUGUAAAAAUUCUGUUCAUGUGUUCCUUUUCAGGUCUGUUUACCAUUACAGGAUGUACAUAAUGAUCAAGUGCAGUGCACAGAAAUAAAUAGUAAACAGAAAAAGCA
Messenger RNA from Epinephelus lanceolatus (giant grouper), 6923 nucleotides. RefSeq names its product DnaJ (Hsp40) homolog, subfamily C, member 6 (gene dnajc6). Gene Ontology annotation, biological process: clathrin-dependent endocytosis; synaptic vesicle uncoating. Lineage: Eukaryota; Metazoa; Chordata; Actinopteri; Perciformes; Serranidae. The record is from RefSeq and is a predicted model, not a curated record. Gene Ontology annotation, cellular component: intracellular membrane-bounded organelle; postsynaptic density; vesicle. Gene Ontology annotation, molecular function: clathrin binding.